GAUAUCUAGGAUUUCUGUUGUCGCUCGAAAACGAGAUGAAAGUAUUUUGGUGUCUUAAAAUUAAGAGAUUCCUGGUCAAAUCAGCACCGAAAAUCUUAUCCAAUCUUCGAAUGGGGUGAGCUGGUUGUUUCUGGAAAGCAGCUGACCUGGAAGCAGUUACAGAGGGCCCGCUGGAGAAAAAAUAUCAAGAGAGGCAAUCGGGGAAAGUCGGGGAGAAAAUGUGGCGGAAAACGGAAGAGCAUUGAAUAUGCAAUACAAGAGAAAAAGGGGAGGUGGAGAUUUGGGAACAAGGAGCAGAAAUUCAUGAAAGGGAGAUGACUCAGAAGAUCGGAAACAACUAAGCUGAAAAAUAGAGGAGAAAUCCUGGGAAGAGCUCGGAAUCGGUAUGAGGAAGAGAUCAGUUUGCUUUUGAAGCUGCCUUUGAGCUGUCGCUGGUGGAGAUAGUUUCUACUUCUGGAGAAGGAAGUCUGUUUCGAGUAUUCCUUGCAGUUGAAUGGUGAAAUAGUUGGGUAGAGGAAGGGUGUUACUGAUAUGCAAGAAAGGAAGGCAGAAAUGUCUAUGUACUUCUAUUGCCUUAAUAGGUUAGGAAAAGUUAACAUAAAUUAUUUGAAAAUGAACUUGCAGUUGAGAAUUGAGAUUGAGCUGUUAACAACUUAACAAUUCUUGAGAAAGUAGUCAAUAACUGUAAUCUAAACAAAUCAGUCACAUCCUUAUCUAUGUAUUUCUUGAUCUUCUGUUCUUGAUCUUAUUUGCAUGCAAUGAUACCCAAGAUCUCAUUUCCAAUCUCUUUAAAUCUGCAGUUUCCACUUGCUUGGUUUAUUGCCUUCUUUAUCACACACAGGAUUGCAGCUGAGUUCAUCAAGUGACUUUAUCAUUAUCAUCUGUUUGGUAAGGAUCUAGAUUCAUGCCAUGCUUAGAUUAUGCUUGCCAAACAUUUGGAUCAGCAUGGUUAUCCAAAAGAAUAGAAGUGAGGGGUUGUCUGGGAUGAAUUUUCAAUUCCCAUUUAUUCUAUUACCUUUUGCUAUGAUAAUAACUAUAGUUCCAAGUGUUGUGGGAUGACCCUCACUUUUAUCCCUACUUGGAGCCAUGCUCAACCAAACGUGGGUUAUUUGCAAUCUAAUCAUGGCAUGAGCCUUGUUCUUUACUAAAGUAUUGGUAUUUCCAAGCCAGAGAAAGAUUUAAUGAAGUUCCUAUAUAAGGGAAAAGGUGAUCUAAAUUCUUAAUAAGGUCCAUUUAACAUUCAUAAAUUACAUUUUAUAUUCAAAAUGUCUUUUGCGUUGCCUUCCAGAGCAGGUAUGUUAACUAAUCUGAUAUAGACCCAUCUAUUGCAGGGAGUAUGCAAAGCUGAAGCCUGCUAAACUAGAAGAGUUAAGUGUAGUCAAGUUUGGAAGAGUGAGGUGUAGUGAAGUUAUGAUGGGAGUAUGGGGAAUUGUUGUUUUUCACUUUAUUGUCAUGCCAUGAUCAAAUAUAUAUUGUCCUUAUUUUGUUGUUUUCCUCUUGAGCUGACAGCAGUUGACCUUUACAGACUUUGUCAACUCACCUUUACAUGCCAGCUUUCAUUUCUGAAACAUUUGCUUUGUCUUUGUCCUUGUAAUUACAGCCAAGGACAUUCUGGUGUUCUUGCAAAUUGGUUCAUCUAGUUCCCACACUACAGGAAUAGAAGUCUGUUCUUCGCAGGAAAAAGUUAUGCUGGUCAUUAUGUAGUCCAGUUAGUUGAACUUACGCUUGAGCUCAACAAAGAGAACAGGAGAAGUUUAAUUGGGAAGGAAGAUGUGAGUAUUGACAUAAACAAUUUUUAAGUUUUUAGGUUCCGCUUAAUAUGGUAGUGAUUGAGUUUCUUAGUUUUGGUUUUCAAAAAUUUAGAAAUUGUAGAAUACAAUCAAGAAGUUCUAUAAAUGAGUUAAGUUUUA
Messenger RNA from Rubroshorea leprosula, 1910 nucleotides. The record is from the annotation of a GenBank genome assembly. Lineage: Eukaryota; Viridiplantae; Streptophyta; Magnoliopsida; Malvales; Dipterocarpaceae.